GGCAAGCUGGGGAGAAUUGGACCUCCAGGCUGCAAGGGAGACCCUGGUGACAAGGGCCCUGAUGGCUACCCAGGAGAUGCAGGAGACCAAGGCGAAAGAGGAGAUGAAGGCAUAAAGGGAGAUCCUGGCCGACCUGGACGCAGUGGACCCCUGGGACCUCCAGGAGAAAAAGGAAGCCCGGGACUUCCAGGCAACCCUGGAGCUCAAGGGCCUGCUGGAGGCAAGGGAAGAAGAGGUGAAACGGGACCUCCUGGACCCAAAGGAGAACCUGGUCGACGUGGAGAUCCAGGGACAAAAGGCAGCAAAGGCACUCCUGGGGCCAAAGGAGAAAGGGGAGAUCCUGGUCCAGAGGGUCCUCGUGGCCUGCCUGGUGAGGUUGGAAGCAAAGGAGCAAGGGGAGACCAAGGAAUACCAGGACCCCGAGGCCCUUCAGGUGCUGUGGGAGAGCCAGGCAAGAUAGGAUCACGUGGGGACCCUGGUGACUUGGGCCCAAGAGGUGAUGCUGGACCACCAGGACCAAAGGGUGACAGAGGCAGACCUGGCUUUAGCUACCCUGGACCCAGAGGACCACAGGGUGACAAGGGUGAGAAGGGACAGCCAGGGCCCAAGGGAGGAAGAGGUGAACCUGGACCAAAAGGAGUGCAAGGGACCAAAGGAGAGAAGGGGGAACCGGGUGAUCCUGGCCCAGGAGGGGAGCCUGGACCCCGUGGUCCAACUGGUGAAGCAGGCCCUGAGGGGACCCCUGGACCACCAGGAGAUCCUGGCCUGACUGACUGUGACGUGAUGACCUACGUGCGAGAGACCUGCGGGUGCUGUGACUGUGAGAAGCGCUGCGGUGCCCUGGACAUCAUGUUCGUCAUAGACAGCUCAGAGAGCAUUGGCUACACCAACUUCACCCUGGAGAAAAAUUUCGUUGUCAACGUGGUCAGCCGCCUGGGCUCUAUCGCCAAGGACCCCAAGUCACAGACAGGUGCCCGUGUUGGGGUGGUGCAGUACAGUCACGAGGGGACCUUUGAAGCCAUCAAACUUGAUGAUGAGCGCAUUGAUUCACUGUCCAGCUUCAAGGAAGCAGUGAAGCGCCUGGAGUGGAUCGCUGGAGGCACCUGGACACCAUCUGCCCUUCAGUUUGCCUACAACAAGCUCAUCAAGGAAAGCAGGCGAGAGAAAGCCCAAGUGUUUGCUGUGGUGAUCACGGAUGGGCGCUACGACCCCCGGGAUGAUGACAAGAACCUAGGUGCUCUUUGUGGUAGAGAUGUUGUCGUCAACACCAUUGGCAUUGGAGACAUGUUUGAUCAGCCAGAGCAGAGCGAGACCCUGGUCUCCAUUGCUUGCAAUGAACCCCAGCGAGUCCAGAAGAUGAGGCUCUUCUCAGACCUGGUGGCAGAGGAAUUCAUUGACAAGAUGGAGGACGUGCUCUGCCCAGAUCCACAGAUUGUCUGCCCUGAGCUGCCCUGCCAGACAGAGCUCGCAGUGGCCCAGUGCACACAGCGCCCUGUUGACGUCGUCUUCUUGCUCGAUGGCUCUGAAAGGAUCGGGGAGCAGAAUUUCCACAGGGCCCACCACUUUGUGGAGGAGGUGGCCCGACAGCUCACGCUGGCCAGGAGCAACAGCGACAACAUGAAUGCCCGGAUUGCCCUGCUGCAGUACGGCAGUGAGAGGGACCAGGUUGUGGUCUUCCCACUCACCUACAACCUGACGGAAAUCUCCAACGCCCUGGCACAGAUCAAGUACCUGGACUCAUCCUCCAACAUUGGGUCAGCCAUCAUCCAUGCCAUCAACAACAUCGUGCUCAGCCCAGGAGAUGGGCAGCGACUCGCCCGGCGCAAUGCUGAGCUCUCCUUCGUCUUCAUCACCGAUGGCAUCACAGGAAGCAAGAACCUCGAGGAGGCCAUCAACUCCAUGAAGAAGCAAGAUGUCAUGCCCACGGUAGUGGCUCUUGGGAGUGAUGUAGAUAUGGAUGUCCGGCUGAAGCUUGGCCUCGGGGACCGGGCAGCCAUCUUCCGGGAGAAGGACUAUGACAGCCUCUCCCAACCCAGCUUCUUUGACAGGUUCGUUAGGUGGAUAUGUUAAAUGAAGGGAGUGCACAUGUCCUCCUCUCACCAAUAUACACACCCCUGAUAUUACCUCUUUCAUUUUCUUCCCCUGUAUGGUUGCUAGCAACUCUGAGCUGGCCCAGAACAGCUGCCCUCUGGGUCCUCUUUUCUAGCCAAAAGCCAGAGCUCUUUUUUUGAUUUUCAUGAUGAGAAGACAUGUAUCUUACAUCUAUGGUGCUAAUUAAAACCGAGAUCAAAGCAGGAUACAGAGCCAUACAACGUACUUCUGUAAAGCUUUGCACACACCAAGCCAUGACUUGUGUACGUACUGUAAUCCCAGGAGGGCUUAUCAGAGAAGUGAGAAACCUUCCCAGUCUAGCAGGACAAAUGAUCAUCUCUAGUUUUCAAAAACUCUCAAUAUCCCUCAGUGUCCUGUGAGGAGCUUUACGGUUGUGACAUCUCCUGUUCUUUAGCAAACCCUUUUACAGAUUAUCUCACCUUUUUUUUGUUGUUCUCUCAGUACUUCUGCCCUGAGAGGACCACAUGAGUUUAUGACACCUCACAUGCUGCUUGAAAUGGUCAGCAACUUGCUUUCCUUUUGCAUGGCCCUGGGUGGUUUGCUCCUCUUUCCCAGGAGCAAUGGGACGGUGAGAGGUUUUGCUGCCUUCUACAGUUGUCUGUAGAUGCUCUGUUUGGGGCUCUACUUAUCCUAAAUUUCACGGAUCAUCUUUAAGAUCUUUAUUUUCCUGUGGGCCAUAUCUCUCCCUUGCUUCCUUCUGCCAUUCUGAUCUUCCUCAGAACCUGUUCAUUUAUUAUUGCACCCAAAAUCUUGUCUGAGAGGGGCAACAUGCCUCCCAGCAUCUCACAAAACACUGGGCAGCUGCCAAAGCUGCUGUCAUCCCAAUGUGCUCAGAGUAACCAUGGUGCCUUCAUCCCACUGGUAUCUGCUGAGCAAUGCCCAGAUUUGGACUUGAAUUGUGCUGGCUGUAAAAAUAAACAAGCUCUUUUCACCCUAU
This is a messenger RNA of Antrostomus carolinensis (chuck-will's-widow), 3049 nucleotides long. It is a transcript of the gene COL6A2, whose product is annotated as collagen type VI alpha 2 chain. The annotation marks the transcript as partial. Gene Ontology annotation, molecular function: extracellular matrix structural constituent conferring tensile strength. The transcript is spliced from 18 exons. Lineage: Eukaryota; Metazoa; Chordata; Aves; Caprimulgiformes; Caprimulgidae. The record is from RefSeq and is a predicted model, not a curated record.